AUGUCUGUCACGUACAAAAAAUACUCUGAGAUCACAGAGAAUUUGGAUGAACCAUCGGUUUUAUCAUCAGAUGCAAACGAGCGAAAAUUGGCUCGUAAACUUCGUAUUCAACGACGCUUAGAUGCCCUGCACAAGCAAUCGACAGCCGAGGACACGGAAAUUGUGGAAAUAACGCCCAUCGAGAAACAAGUACUCGAAAGUAUAAACGCUUUGGAAAAAUUGGCCCUCGAAGGUGGCGAAGUGGUUUCCGGCGUGAAAGUAGCGAACGAUGCAAGGGAGCUGCAAAGGCGCAAGGAAAUGCAAGAGACGAGGGAGAGAUUACUGGCGGCACUCGAAGAGGAAGACAAAACGUGUACGGAGAAGUACUUCGCGAUUAGCCAGAAGUGGCCCGAAAUUCUUGCCUGCAAAGACCCGUUAGAUAUUCACGACGAAUUGGAGUCUCAGAAUGCCAAGUGCCUCGAAGUCCUGGAUAAAAAGGAUGCCCUAAUCGCGGAAUUGAAGCAAGAACUGGAGAAAGCCGAUCUAAUGUACGCUGAAGAAGUGAACAACCAAAACGAAGAUAUCGAUUUGCUCAUCGAAAGGAUGGAAAAUCAAGUACGCGCAAUGACCAAAGCUUACCGCCACGAGCUGCAGAUGGUCGAGAACGUCAUCGAAUCGGAGCGCAAAACGCUUCUGACAACUUCUCAGGAAAAAUGGGAGGCACUGUUGCAAAAGUACAAGGAAGACACCGUGGAAGCGAGGGAGAAGAAGAAGGAAAUAAUGCGGGACUACGAGGAAGAAAUGAGGAAAGCGAUUACAGAACACCAGGAAGAGUUCAGGCGACUGAAGAUCAAUUUCGAAUUAGAGAUACAACAGCUACAGCAGGAGGUGCAGAACAUGAAAGCUUUGUGCUUGAUGAAUGUCGAGAAAUUGGAUUACAAUUACGCGGUGCUGAAGCGUCGGGAGGAAGAGAACAUUAUCGUGAAGAACCAACAGAAGAGAAGAAUAAACAAGCUUCAAGAUGCUAUGAAUGGUUUUAAAAAAACGUACACGGAUUUGGAGGAAUCGACGAGACAGGAAAUUCAAAAGCUGACGAACGAAAUUUUGAAAUCGCAAAAAGCUAUAAUAGACCUGGAGGAGAAGUCUAAUUAUUUGGCAACCGUGAAUGAUAGAAAAUAUAUGCAGAUUUGGGAUAUGAAUAUCGAGACUGCCAACGAGUUAGUUGACAAGAUUUUAGGGGCGGACAGAAUUAUACACGAGCAGUUGUUGGGAAUAGAAUGGGAACCACCGACGGAACAGUUAUUGAGAAAGGAAGAUCUACCGUCGUAUUGCGGCGCGAUGUGUGCUUUGAAACAGGAAAAAGAGGAGGCGAGGAAGAGAAAGACAAUUUCCAAGUCGUACGAACCGGCAACGACUUUGGAUGAUAUCAAUUUGGAACGACGUCUGCUGAACCAUAUUUCGAAACUAAUAUCCGAUCAUUGCGAUCAUCUUAUAGAGGAUACUUUAAAGAACCUACUGUCUAACUUCGCGGAGAAUGACAAGUUACUAAUUCGAUUGGACAAAGUAUUCGAGGCAUUAAAAAUUACAUCCGAACAAGAUCUUCAAUUUUUAUUAAACUUUUUCUUACCAUAUGCGUACUGUCCCACGUGCACAAUAAAAACUGAGACCACACCGAGUAUUUGUGGUCAAUCUGGCGAAAAUACAGAAACUUCGUCCGUAACCACUUUACCCUCCGUUUGCGGUAACGAUGAACCUAAUCCGGAAGAAGAUAAAUUAGUUGCAGCCGUGCAAGAAGCACUUUGUUGCACGAAAUUCCGCGACAAAAAUGAAACAACAAUUGAGAGUAGUACAACGGAAACAUCUUCGACCGAAACAUCAUCCGAGGAUGUGCAGAUUCCGUCUGUCUGUGUUGCAGAAGGCAUCGUCGAAGUCGUCAGUGAUGGUAAACCAAAGCGACAGUUGACGUGCGACAAAGGUCACUUAUUGGCAAUUAAUACGGAAUUUGUGGCCAAUGCCUUGAAAGAAUUCAUAGAAAGAUACGAAUUUGUUAAGAGAGAAGAAAGUGUUGUACCUAUCGCUAAAAGAAUAUUAAAAGUAAAAGUCACAGUGUCGCGAAACAUAACGGAUAAAGAUAUUACUGAAUUUUGGCAACGGUAUAAAAAUAUCUUUUCAGCAGACAAAGAGAGACUCUGGGAUAACCUGUUGGUUGGUCUAAAAAAAUAUUACGAGAUGCUGAAAAAGAGGCAUGAAUUAAAUGCUGAAACUGAAUUUCUGAGAAAGCAAAAUGCAGAACUGAGUCAUUUGUUAAAAACUUAUACGUCAGAGCCCAGAACUGUGGAGUUAACAGAAAGAGAUACAAAACUUCUUCAACAUAUACUGCAAGAUCAAAGAAAUUACACAGCAUGAAGUAUCAUUUUCAACAUUAUAUAUUUUUCAAAUACUGUUUAAAUGGACAUGUGUAUAUACAUUCAUACAAUACAUCAGUACCGUUUUGUGCUAUAUCGUUCAAUAAUAAAAACUAGAGAGAAAUCAAAUAUUUCGUAUAUAGGUUCAAAUUUUGAUGAGACAGAUUCAAACUUCUUGUUUCGAAGUUUCUAUAAGUAUCAUGUUGAAAAUUUUACGAUCUUUCGAAUUAUAUCGUUUGCAUAAAACAACGAUCAUUUAACUACAAUUGACAUGUUCCAUUCUCUAACAUAUAA
Molecule: messenger RNA, 2678 nt
Organism: Colletes gigas
Lineage: Eukaryota; Metazoa; Arthropoda; Insecta; Hymenoptera; Colletidae
Product: dynein regulatory complex protein 1
Exons: 11
Coding region: 1-2385 (794 amino acids)
Biological process (GO): regulation of cilium movement; axonemal dynein complex assembly; cilium-dependent cell motility
Cellular component (GO): axoneme; axonemal dynein complex
Source: RefSeq, a predicted model, not a curated record